This is a messenger RNA of Lampris incognitus (smalleye Pacific opah), 2232 nucleotides long. It is a transcript of the gene mfn1a, whose product is annotated as mitofusin 1a. Gene Ontology annotation, cellular component: mitochondrial outer membrane. The transcript is spliced from 18 exons. Lineage: Eukaryota; Metazoa; Chordata; Actinopteri; Lampriformes; Lampridae. The record is from RefSeq and is a predicted model, not a curated record. Gene Ontology annotation, molecular function: GTP binding; GTPase activity. Gene Ontology annotation, biological process: mitochondrion localization; mitochondrial fusion. Bases 1 to 2232 code for a protein of 743 amino acids.
AUGGAGCCUUGUGACCCCUCCCCCCUGCGGCGCUUUGUGGUGGCAAAGCAGACCAUCAGCGGUGUGUUUGAUGUGCUGCUGGUGUUUGUGAAGGAGGGCUCGGCCUUUGUCGAGGAGGCAUGGAGGAGUGCUGACCUGGGCCCGGUCGCCGUGGAGGAACAGCUGCUUGAAAUGCAGACCUGCACCACCAAACUGGCAACCAUCAGGGAGGUCCUCCUUCGAAGACACAUGAAGGUGGCGUUCUUUGGCAGGACUAGUAAUGGGAAGAGCACAGUGAUAAACGCCAUGUUGAGAGACCGCGUGCUGCCCACUGGCAUCGGUCACACCACCAACUGCUUCCUGCGGGUGGAGGGGACGGAUGGCGAGGAGGCCUUCCUCACCACAGAGGCCUCCAACGAGAGGAGGAGUGUCAAUACGGUUAACCAGUUAGCUCAUGCCCUGCACAUGGAUCCUGCUCUGGACUCUGGCAGUCUGGUCAAAGUGUUCUGGCCCAAAACCCGCUGCGCCCUGCUGAGAGACGACCUGGUUCUCAUGGACAGCCCUGGAACAGACGUGACGUUGGAGUUGGACAGCUGGAUCGAUAAGUUCUGUCUGGAUGCCGACGUCUUCGUCCUGGUGGGAAACGCAGAGUCUACGCUGAUGAACACAGAGAAACUUUUCUUCCACAAAGUCAGCGAACGUAUUUCCAAACCCAACAUUUUCAUUUUGCACAACAGAUGGGACGCAUCUGUGAGUGAGCCGGAAUACAUUGAGGACGUGAGGAAGCAGCAUCUGGACCGCUGUGUGAGUUUCCUGGCCGAGGAGCUGAAGGUAGUCAAUCUGGAGGAGGCACCCGGGAGGAUCUUCUUUGUAUCGGCAAAAGAGGUUCUGAGCUCCAGGAUGCACCGAGCCCAGGGCAUGCCCGAGACAGGUGGCGCUUUAGCAGAGGGCUUCCAUGAGAGACUGAGAGAGUUCCAGAGCUUUGAGAGGACGUUUGAGGAGUUCAUCUCACAGUCCGCGGUGAAAACGAAGUUUGAGCAGCACACUGUCACCGCCUGGCAGAUCACCGAGGCCAUCAAAGCUGUCAUGGACACCAUCAACAUUUCCUCUGCCGACAGGAAGAUCUACUGCCUGGAGGAGCGGGAGGAGCACAGAGACCGUCUGGACUUCGUGCGCGGGCAGAUUGACCGUCUGACCGACAGCAUGAAAGAGCGGAUCAAGACUCUGACAGAUGACGUGGCUGCAAAGGUGGAGUCGGGUAUUAUGGAUCAGAUCCGAAGCCUGCCGGUGUUGGUUGACGAGUUCAGAGCGGAUUUUAACCCGACACAGGACACACUCACCCUCUACAAGGAGAAGUUACUGUGUCACGUGGAGGAGAGGAUGGUCAACUCACUGGCUUACCGCUGCACCACAGGGAUCAUCAGAGACAUCCAGUCCACCCAGAACUACAUGAUCGAGAGUGUCGGCCCACUGCUGUCCCUGCCAGUCCAGGAGCAGCUCCUCGGCCCCAGCACCAAGUUUGAUCUGACCUACGACCUCAGCCUGGCGACCCUCAGUGCAGAUUUUCGAGAGAAUAUCGACUUCCAGUUCUCUCUGGGAUGGACCGCCCUUGUCACAAGAUUCAUCGGUGCGACCAACGCCAAACGGGCACUGGCGGGCUGCAGCCCAGGGAUUCAGCUUAGCCUGCCCUGCUUUCAUGUCCUGUCAGACCAUCCUGGUUUUCCCUCUUCGGGCGCAGCUCCGGAAGGGACCACCUUCAGGGACGAGCUGGUAGUUUCCGUGGUGACAGGUCUGCUCUCGCUCACCUCACGUGCCUCCAUGACGGUGCUGCUCAUCGGUGGAGUGGUGUGGCGUUCAGUGGGGUGGAGGAUCAUCUUCCUCUCUGUCUCGCUCUAUGGUCUUCUCUACCUGUAUGAGAAGCUUAUGUGGAGCAGCGCAUCGCAGGAGAAGCUGCUGAAGCAGCAGUUUGUGGAACAUGUUGGCCACAGACUGAAGAGCGCCACCACCGCCGCCGCCACCGCCAGCCGCUGCAGCCAGCAGGUCCACCGGGAGCUGAUGGGCACUUUAAGCCGUCUGUGUCAGCGUGUGGACCUGACCGAGGCUGAACUGGAGAACCAGAUCCGCCAGCUCAGCUUCAAGAUUCAGAGACUGGAGAACAUCCAGAGACGAGCCAAAGCUCUCAGAAACCGAGGGACUGAACUGGAGGCUCAGCUGGAGGCGUUCUCUGUCCAGUACCUACAGCAAAACACCUGA